This is a messenger RNA of Sclerotinia borealis F-4128, 519 nucleotides long. The record is from the annotation of a GenBank genome assembly. Lineage: Eukaryota; Fungi; Ascomycota; Leotiomycetes; Helotiales; Sclerotiniaceae.
AUGAAGUUUUCUAUCAGUGUCCUUACGUUGCUCUUUAGCAGUUCUCUAGUCGCUGCCGAGGGCUUAUCGUUGUUUGGCAACGGUCAAAAAGUCCUCGACGAUAAGGGAGGAGCAGUUCCUGGCAUUAAUCCUCUUACCUACUGCAAAGCAGAUCAUUCUUCCGAUAUCCUCCAGCUCGAUCAUGUCAAUUUGACUCCUAAUCCUCCAACUGCUGGAAAUAAACUUACUAUCGAGGCGGUCGGUACAUUAUCGCAGAAGUUGGAAAAGGGCGCAUAUGUGAUCUUGCAGGUCAAAUAUGGCUUGAUAAGACUUGUCAAUAUGCAGCAAGAUUUGUGUGAUCAGGUAGCCAACGUCGAUUUGAAGUGUCCGGUUGAUGAGGGAAAGAUCACGAUUGUAAAGGACGUUGACUUGCCAAAGGAAAUUCCUCCGGGAACCUACUCGGUCUUCGCCGAUGCGUAUACCAAAGAUGGCAAGGACCACAUCAUUUGCUUAGAAGCAACGAUUACAUUUUCUCGUUAG